Amoebophrya sp. A120 is the source of this 5315-nucleotide messenger RNA. NCBI's taxonomy places the organism in Eukaryota, Dinophyceae, Syndiniales, Amoebophryaceae. The record is from the annotation of a GenBank genome assembly.
CGUUUUUUCUGCAGCUCGAAUUAUGACGAAAAGCCUUCAGAAUCAGAACAAAUUGAGUGCGUAAAAAAUAAAGAGGUAGAUGACAUCGGUUCGUUUUUUUCUGCCAAGUAUCACGUGAAGAAUGAAGAUGAAUCUCAAAGGUGUAUGGAAAGACACACAAGUACCAGCCUCGUACGUACAUGAUACAACAACCCGAUUAUAGUGCCAUCUGUAAAAUAAAUCACAUUCAUAAUUUGUCCUCCACUACAUAACAGUCCCUCCUGCGGAUAAUUCUACUCCAGAAUUCCCCCACUAGAUUACUUAGGUGUAGUAGUACUCCUGCUCAGCUGGAUUGCUGAAUUACAGCAACCGUCGUGACUUGUACAAAAACAAGUUUACUUUUUCCAAGUGACAAAACCAUAGCACAAGCUAGAGCAUAAAGUUGCAGUAGCACUUUUAGAAGCUUCGAUCGAAAAGAAAAAAAACUCGAAAAAAUGCCGCCACGUCUGCAACGUGCGAACUCGCAGUCUAUUGACGCGCAGCAGGUUAUGCAGCGUCUGUCGACCGUCGAGGACGAUGUUUUGAACUCCCGUGAUCACGCCGGUGGCGAAGGCGCAGUCGGCCAAGCCACGCAGCAGGGGUAAGACUUAUAUCAGUACUGGAUUUUCUAAUUCUAAACCUUGAUACAAGAUGAUGUGCAUAGAGAUGAAGCAUCUUUUUUCCACUAUGGCGUCGUGUGUUUGUCGUCGCUGAUUCAACAUCUUGUUCGCCUUCUGUGUUUAUUGUAUCGCUGUCGCAUCAAAAUCAAAAACACCUUGAUAAUGAACAACAUAACACGACAACUUGUAGGUGCGACCCGACGGGGUGCUUUGAGGGCAUCUUCGGUGGCGCCUCGGACGUCGCGGACGACGGCGAGGUCGAUGUGGUCCUGGUCGGUGGCGGGAUCAUGUCCGCCACCGUCGGUGUGCUGCUGCAGCAGCUGGAGCCCAUAUCCUAGGUAAAAACGUUCCCACCUCAGAGUAAAGAUGGGGAUUUUGCAAGACAAACCUACAAGUUUUGGGCGUCACGCAUGACAAAUUUCAGUUCGUACUGUAGUGCAGAUCAGCGUGGGCAGACGCAUUACAAAUCCAUCUGCUUAUCCUGUUUACAGCAUUACAAAUUUCAAAACACGACUGGAAAUCAUGCCUAUCAUGGGUAUGCGCAACACAAUUGUUCCUGUCAUGCGAAAUCAGCAUGACAACCCUGAGGCGGGGCCGUUUUUACGCAGGAUAGCCCACCUGGAAGAUCCGCAUGUACGAGCGGCUGUCGCAGUGCGGCGAGGAAGCUUCCAAUGGGUGGAACAACGCGUAUGGAGUUCUCAAAUGUUACAUUUUCAAUUGUUACAUGAUUUGUCAUGCAAAAUUCCAACCGAAAUCGACACGAUCAAGCUGCUCCGCAUGACAAAUCCUCGAAAGGCCAAACAAGCUGAGAAACUGUUGCAAAUCUGUCAUGCAAGACGCGGAAGGUCACCCCGUCCACGUUUUCCAUUCUUGCAUCACAAAUUCAUGGAGCUAUGCCGUUCCGGAGCCUGUGGAGGCUUGCCUCCUCAGCUAUGCUGGACAAUGGCAAUGUCGGUGCGGUUGUUUUAGCAUCACAAAUUCAUGGAAAAGUUGAGAAUGUAACACUUGAGAGCGCCAUAACGCGGGCACCGGGCACGCCGCGCUGUGCGAGCUGAACUACACCCCGGAGGUGAAGGGCGAAAUCAACAUCGAGAAGGCGGUGGCUAUCAACGAAAAGUUCCAGGUGUCCCGCCAGUGGUGGGCCUGGCUGGUCACGCAGGGCGUGCUGUCGAGCGACACCGCGACCUUUAUCAACAACACCCCGCACAUGACUUUUGUGCACGGGGAGAAGAACGUCGACUUUCUGCGCCGCCGGUUCGCGUUGCUGAAAAAGGAGCCCUAUCAACCGCAAAAAUGUCUGGGUCUGGAAGAUUGGAACACUUGUCAUGCACAUUUUGCAUGAACGAUCAUGCCUGUAAUGCAUAACCUAGCAUCAGAGAUUUUGCGAGGGCUUCCUGAUGCCUAUACCCCAUGAGGAAUACCCCCUCCGCGUAGCAUAAACUGGACUCCUCUUGCUCCUUACGCAAUGCAGAUUUUUUUGGAAUCCAAAGACAGCAUGACAAGUUUCAUCCUCCCAGACCCAGACGUUUUUGCAGUUGAUAAGUUCCUGUUCUCGGACAUGGUCUAUUCCGAGGACUCCCGGCAGAUCAAACAGUAUUAUCCAAGCAAAAAACGUUGUUAGUGUAAAUUUGUGAUGCGCAACCUGCAAGAUGAUUGCGUCUGUCAUGCUUGGCAUGCGUCGUAGGGUCCAAUAAAGGGCGUUUUCACGUACUAUCUGCGCAUGACAGGUUUUUGCUGUCAUGCCAGACAAAUUUGUAAUGCUGUUCCUCCAAAAAAGUUACACCUACAAUGUUUUUUUCUUGGAUAAGUAUAGAUAAAUAGCUAGUUGGUCGUGUCGGAUUCGUAUGCAUUCGGUUUGCUGGAUUUGCGUAUUUGCUAGUGAUGCAGCUACAAAUGCAAGUUUUUGUCAUGCGUGUGUUCUUUACAUCCAUGGGACGCGGCUUCUUCGUGUGCUGUCAUGCAAAAAGAAGGCAACUAUUAAAACUAAAACUCCAGGUGGGCCCCGCUCCUGUACUCCGGCCGCCAGGGCAACGAGCCGAUUGCGUGCACCUACUUCCAGAAGGGCACGGACGUCGACUACGGUGCGCUGACCAAGCAGCUGGUCACCGGAUUUGUGCGCAACGGCGGACAGGUCCGCAUGAAUCACGAUAUCAAGGCCCUCGAGCAGAUGCCGGACAAGUCCUGGAAGGUCACCGUCUACAAGCGCGACUUGAGCGCCGGGAGGCUCAGCGCCGUCAAGGCGAAGGUAUAGUACUCUAGAUGGACAGCUGUCAUAGUGUUUUUCUUUUUCAGCGAGGGGGUUGAGGGUAUAGGAUUUAGAGUGCACCACAAGCUUCCUACUAAGUAAUAUUGCUGGUUGAACAUGAAAAACAAAUCCUUCACACCAGUUCAUCUUCGUCGGUGCUGGGGGUGCAUCGCUGCAGAUCUUGCAGAAGUCGGGGAUCCCGGAGAUCCGCGGUUUCGGCGGCUUUCCCAUCAGCGGCGAGUUCUUGGUUAUGCAAAGAAAAAACUGUUUCACUGUGAACUUGUGAUGCAGAAAAUGGAACACAAAACCAUUUGUCUUGCUACACCUGCAAGGCAGUGGAUUUUCAAGCUUCUUUUCCCUUGGGAAGCGCGCAUGGCAGAUUUUCAGUGUCAUGCGUAACAAACUUGUGAUGCGGAUCUUGCAAAAUCAUCACAGUGAAACAGUUUUUUCGUACGAUAUUGGUGUGCCAGAACCCAAAUAUCGUGAAGCAGCACCCGGCCAAGAUCUACGGCAAGGCCGCCGUCGGCGCGCCACCCAUGUCCGUGCCGCACUUGGACGCCCGAAUCAUCGACGGCAAGCCCAUGGUGCUCUUCGGACCCUAUGCCGGCUUUUCGCCACGGUAUGUUUACUACAUUUUUGUUCUACUUGGCUAUGGAUGCGUGCUGCUGUGUGUGUGUUGCAUGACUUUUGUCCUUAUUUCUCAUAGACCACAGCUCCAUCGUGUUAAUAAAGAGUUACUUCCAUCAAUUUGCAGGUACCUGAAGACCGGUUCUUUGACCGAUAUGUUUUCCACCCUGCGUCCGCACAACAUCCUCCCCAUGGCCGCCGCGGGCCUGCAGAACUUGGACUUGACGCUGUACCUGAUCAAGGAACUCAUGGCCUCCAAGGAGAAGAAGCUCCAGGCUCUGAAGGAGUUCAUUCCGGACGCGCGGGCGGAGGACUGGACCAUUGUCACCGCGGGGCAGCGUGUGCAGGUCAUGAAGGCCGACGCAAAAAAGAUAGGUACUUACUACUAUUUGAGGUGUGAUGUAUCUUGUCAUGCAUGAAAACAAAGCGUACAAACAAGUAGUCGUAGUACACGAAGAUGAUUUCUUGUAUAGCUCCUCUACAACGGUGGUGAAACUUCUGCGAAAAUAACUGUACAGGUAUUCUGCAGUUUGGCACCGAGGUGGUGGCCUCCGCCGACGGAACCAUUGCGGGCUUACUCGGCGCUUCUCCCGGUGCGUCGGUGUCAACCCAAGUGGGCGUCGACGUUUUGUUGGGCUGCUUCCCGGACCGGGUGGCCGCCUGGACCCCGAAGUUUAAGCAGAUGAUUCCGUCCUUCGGCACCGAGCUCAGCUCGAACCCGGCCAUGGCAGAAAAGAUCAUGGAGGCCAAUGCCCGGAUCUUGAAAAUCUAAUUUAUUUCUACUGCGGUUUACUACUAGAGGAUAAUAAAGUAGUAGUCAUAGGGAAUGUUAUGAAUAGGAAGCACAUGAUUUGUUUCUUGUCAAAACAAGAAUCUUCGGUUUCUCUUUCUGUAGUUUCAUCAACAAAACGAUAACGUAAAAGCAACAAGCAGUAGUGUCAGAAUCUUCUCGAAAAAUCUAUGCAGAUAUAGUAUACCUGCGCACGACCACGACGAAAAAAUAUAUGUACGAUCGACUCUAACUAAUUUUUGCGGUUUGUGACGAGUGGUCACUCACAAUCAACUAAGUUUCAAGCUAAGCGGCAACGGUUGCAGCCCCUGCACAGAUGAGACCUGAUUUAGGACAGCAAAAAACCUGGCUCACAACCGAAAUUCUGUAGGCUACUGAAUCGUUUUUACUACAGGAUGAAAUGAAAUGGACAGGAGCAUUCUACAUAUUCUAUUCAAUCACACAUGUUUUUGCAAUAUCUAUUCUCUUCUUAUCCGUAUGCUGGUUCUAUUGAACAAUAAUCUAUCAAGCCCCUGUAACUCUAUAUGAAACCAGACGACACAUCAAUCUGCAGCAGAGUUGACCGCACUUUCUUGCCGCGCAAUUAUUUGCGCGGCAGGAAUUUUGACGAAAUCUCUGCUGCAAAAGCCCCCAAGUACCCUCUUCCUAUGCCCAAACCUAACGAGGGUUGUCGCGGUCUGCACAGUAGACCGUAGGUUCGUCAUCUUUUUAUUUCGUCGUUUGCUUCAUCACACACUUUUUUUACCAUUUUUAAUAUUCUGUGCGCCGUUACUAGUACAGCGACGAGCAAGGUCUUUAAUAGUUUCCCCAAGUUUAUUUGCUCUAGGGAGGUUAAUACGGGAGUGGCAAAGACUUCAUAGUUUCUCCUCGAGGUUACGCUCUAGGAGGAUGCGAUAUCACACGGGAAAAAAAAGAUACUCUCUGCAGUAGACGUCUAAGGUGCUUCUAGAGGUCAAGCAGAUUGUUUGUUGGCAGAAGAUGAAAAAACAACUUGUUUCAAGCUCUUUUUCUCGGG